CCUCUUCCACCUAGUUUUUAAGGGGCGGGGAGUACUUGGGUGUUGCCCAUUUGCGUCGACCUCGACAGAGUCCAGUGGCUAAAAACAUCGGAAUAUUUUCAUUUUACAACCGCCUGGCCUUGUGUCUCUUGCCCGUUGCCUCACCACCGAAAGGGAUCUGAAUACUUCAACUAUGGGAGUCGAAGGCUGCACUAAAUGUAUCAAAUACAUGCUUUUCUUCUUCAACUUUAUCUUCUGGCUCGCUGGAGGUGUGGUCCUGGGCGUGGCUCUAUGGCUUCGACAUGACGGCCACACCAGCAGCCUGCUAGAGUUGAAGUUUGACGGCCAACAAGCACCAACCACCUUCUUAAACAGUGUUCACAUCCUGAUUGCUGUUGGCGCAGUGAUGAUGGUUGUCGGGUUCCUCGGCUGCUAUGGUGCCAUUCAGGAGUCUCAAUGUCUUCUUGGAACAUUCUUUGCCUGCUUGGUGAUCCUGUUCGCUUGUGAGGUGGCAGCUGGAAUCUUUGGAUUCAUGCACAAAGAUUCGAUUUCCAAAGAGCUGAUUACCUUCUAUGACAAUGUUUAUGAGAACUCUGUAGUAAACACUAUAACAGACCAGGACAAGGACAAGAAACAGGCUGCCGCUGCUGUGCUGAAGGUCUUCCAUGAGACGUUGGAAUGCUGUGGUAGGGGCAUCAGCAACGUGUUCACUACGUUAUUCACCCAAGGUUUUACAGACAUGUGCCCCAAGUCAGUCUCCGCUUCCACUACAGACUGUCACAGUAAAAUCAGUGAGCUCUUUAAUGAGAAGGUUUACCUGAUUGGCAUCGCUGCCCUGAUAGUUGCUAUUAUUAUGAUCUUUGAGAUGACCUUUAGUAUGGUCCUGUGCUGUGGGAUCCGCAACAGCCCGGUGUACUAAUGUCCAGGGGGAAGAAGCAAGGGCUAGUGACCUCUGGAGAUACUAGCCAAUGACUGAAGGAAAAUAUAAAUUUUCCUUUAUUUUGUUUUUAUAGCCUGUCACUUCCUCAAAUAGUUGCUUGCUAAUUUUGUCAGUUGUACAAGAUCAAAAAUGCAUCUUCUCACACAGUUUUUGAUAAUACAGUACCAACUAUUCUUGUCAGUCACAGAUAGCUGUUCAAUAUUUUGACUAAUGUUAGUCUGUACAAAAUGUUGAGGUUUACAUUGGCAUGGCUUUUAAACACACACACACACACACACACACACACACACGAAUACAGAUCCUGGAAUUCUCGUGUUAAUUGUGAAGUAUUGCCAUAUGUUAUGCUGGAGUCCAAAACAUUGUAUUCUGUUGGUUAAUCAAUCUCUUUUCAAAUGUAUAUGUAUAAACUGUAUAUAUUUGCAGUGCUUUAUGACUGUCAAGCAUGGGUAAUGUAUUGAAUCCCUUCUCCCCACAAUUUUCUGUACUCACUGCUUGUCUGCCUGAGUUUUCUCCAUAGAGAACAACCACUAACAGUGAAUGGAUACUAUUGAUUUGUCUGUCCCAUCUAAAACCAAGAUAAUAGAAGUGAUAGUUUGUCCUGUGCUUUUAUAACACCUACCAAUCCAAGCCAUAAAGAGACCCCAUGCCUCCAA
Salvelinus sp. IW2-2015 is the source of this 1572-nucleotide messenger RNA. Its product is annotated as CD81 antigen. Gene Ontology annotation, cellular component: plasma membrane. The record is from RefSeq and is a predicted model, not a curated record. NCBI's taxonomy places the organism in Eukaryota, Metazoa, Chordata, Actinopteri, Salmoniformes, Salmonidae.